UUCAGUUUUUAUUCUCAAACAAAACAAACACGCCAACACGGGUUUCUGUUACAAGAGUUUUUUAAAAAAAGAAAAAAAAAAUGAAAAUAAAUUUAUUGUUCCCUUGUUUUCUUUCUCCAUAUGCUUGUCUUUCGUUUCUUUUAGUUUUUAGCGUGUCUUUGUUUCUGGACUUCGUUUUGUUGGUUUAAGGUUAAAGCGUCAGCGUGUUGUCUUUCCUUAAAUGUCGAACAAAGCAGGGUUGGCUUGAGUUUUCUUCAAGACUUAGUUUAUCAAAGAAAGGAAGAGUUAGAUAGAUUAAGAGAGAGAAAGAGUUGUCAUUGUUUGUUUUUGUUUAUGUAACUAUGUGUUGAGUUGGAAACAUUAUUAUUGGCUUUGUUAAAACAGAGAAAUUGUUGUCGAGGAGAUAAAAAUAAGACCGUUAGACUGAGAGUUUUGCGGGAGAAAAAAAAAAACAAGACUUUGACUCUUAGCUGUUGAGAUAAUUUGCCUUUCAAUUCUCUUUCUUCUUAGUUAUUAACCUCAAUAAUUUCUCAACUUCUCUUUCUCUGCUCCUUUGUUUUUUCCUCAUCUUAAUUAGUUCUCAUUGUAAGAGAAGCUGAAACUCCUUCAAUCUUUUUCUUUUCCUCUGACACCAUGAUUUUCGAUGAAGGGUCAAUGCAAUCUAAGUCCAACCUUGACUGCUUCCUCCGGCGUACGACACCUGUUGUGCCGUCUCAGUUUCUUCCCAAGCACGAGAUUCGAAACCUUAACCGAUUGUGGCACCCGUGGGAGAGAGAAGCUGUUGAGUACUUCACUUUGGGUGAUCUAUGGAAUCGUUUCCACGAAUGGAGUGCUUAUGGAGCUGGAGUUCCCAUCACGUUGUCCAAUGGGGAGACACUUGUUCAGUACUAUGUUCCUUACCUCUCCGCAAUUCAGAUAUUCACCAGCAACACUUUCAGGGAAGAGACCGAGUCAGGUGAGUGUGAGACAAGGGAUUCGUACAGCGAUUCCUACAGUGAAGAGAGUGAGAGUGACAAACUAUGGAGGUGGGAUGGAACUUCGUCAGAAGAAGGAGGAUCUGAGCACGAUUGUUUGUGGCACAUGAAUGACCGAUUGGGUCACCUUUACUUCCAAUAUUUUGAAAGAUCAACUCCAUAUGGGAGAGUUCCUCUAAUGGAUAAGAUUACUGGCUUAGCAGAAAGAUACCCGGGGUUGAUGUCACUAAGAAGUGUAGAUCUUUCCCCAGCAAGUUGGAUGGCAGUUGCUUGGUACCCCAUAUAUCAUAUUCCCAUGGGAAGAACAAUUAAAGAUCUCUCAACAUGCUUCCUCACUUUCCACACACUUUCAUCUUCAUUCCAAGAUAUGGACCUUGAUGAUGAUACCGAGGGAGCCCACGAGAAGAGAAAGGAAGGUGAAGGAAUUUCGCUGCCAGCAUUUGGUUUGGCCACGUAUAAGAUGCAAGGGAGUGUGUGGGUCUCAGGGAAUUGUGGUAGGGACCAAGAAAGACUAGUCUCACUAUUGAGCGUGGCAGAUUCAUGGUUGAAGCAACUAAGGGUCCAACAUCAUGACUUCAAUUACUUCAUGGGCGCUCGGCAUGGCUAGAACAAAUUAGUGCACACUACUUUGCAAAAUUGACCCCUAAAAAAUCCUUUUUUUUUGGAUAUAUAUUUUGUUGUUGUGCCCUUGCUUGGACCAUUAAUUGCACCCCUUUUUGUUGGCUUUUGAGUGUGAUGAGGAAUGAGGAUUUGUAGUACUUUGUAGUUGUUUAAUUGACCCUUUGAGAGCAUUUUAAUUAGGACACAAGCCCUUGUAAGGGUAUGUAACCGAUCAAAUGAGUUGACUCCUUUGUAUAUAGAGUGGUAGGUGAGGAGGCCAGAGUUAUUAUAAUUUACUAAGAUGAUGUGAGAGUGAGACUACAUAGAACUUUGAAACUUGGAUUGUGUAUGAUCACUUGCUAGUAUUGACCAAUGAUGAUGAUGACCAUUAUAGUUGAGACGUGGAAUGUUUCUGUAAAUGCCACCGAUCCACUGGCUCUUGUUUGCUAA
Glycine soja is the source of this 2024-nucleotide messenger RNA. RefSeq lists its product as uncharacterized. The transcript has 6 exons. Lineage: Eukaryota; Viridiplantae; Streptophyta; Magnoliopsida; Fabales; Fabaceae. Bases 634 to 1581 code for a protein of 315 amino acids. The record is from RefSeq and is a predicted model, not a curated record.